GCCUCUGUCCGGGCGCCGACUGUGGAUCUACGCCUUUCCCAUCUGGCGAAGCCGAGGAGGCGCAAGAGGACGGCGCGCGGGGCUGGCUGCCGGAGAGGGCCCCUGACGGAGCGAGAGGAAGGCAUCGCAGCAGGAGCCUCCUCGGAAGGCAGCGGGAGAAGCGGGAGCCUUGCGUCCUGGUCAGCAUGGCCGCCAGCCCAGCCCUGGGCAUGUGUUUCCUGGCCUCUGUAGUUCUGAGUGUGGGCGCCUCCUCGGUUAGCAACUGGUGGAACCUGGUGCCCCGGAAAACAGUCCCCUACAAAGACCUGAGGGAAGUGACGAAGCGCUUCUCCAAGAUGGGGGUGUUCAACUACACAACACUGACCCUGGCUGACCCCAAAGGGCUGCUUUACGUGGGGGCCCGAGAAGCCAUUUUCGCCCUCCGCACCAACAACAUGGAGCUUGAGGAAAUGAUCCAUUGGGAGGCUCCAGCAGAGAAGAAAGCAGAGUGUAUUCAAAAGGGCAAAAGUAAUCAGACUGACUGCUUCAACUACAUCCGUUUCCUGCAGAGUUACAACAGUUCCCACAUGUAUGCCUGUGGUACUUAUGCCUUCCAGCCCAAGUGCGCCUACAUUAAUCUGGCCACCUUCUCCUUGGACAGGCUCUCCUUUGAAGACGGAAGGGGGAAGUGCCCCUACGACCCCGACAAGGGGCACACGGGCCUCAUUGUGGAGGAAGAGUUGUAUUCGGCAACACUCUACAACUUUCUGGGCACGGAACCUGUGAUCCUGCGCAAUCUGGGCCCCCAGUAUUCUGUCAAGACUGAGCACCUGCCCACAUGGCUCAAUGAACCCCACUUUGUGGGCUCGGCCUUCGUCCGGGAGAGCAAAGGCAGCGACAGAGGGGAUGACGACAAGGUCUAUUUCUUCUUCAGUGAGCGGGCGGUGGAGUACGACUGUGACAUAGACCAAGUUGUGGCCCGGGUAGCCAGAGUCUGCAAGGGGGACGUGGGUGGCGCUCGGACUUUGCAGAAGAGGUGGACGACGUUCCUGAAGGCACGGCUGUUGUGCUCUAUUCCGGAGCAACAGCUGCAUUUCAAUCGGAUCCAGGGAACAUACACUCUGAGUGGGGAUCAUUGGUCUGAAACUAGCUUUUUCGGAGUCUUCCAGGCACGCUGGGGCGAUAUGGAUGUUUCUGCCGUCUGUCAAUACCAGAUUCAAGAGGUGCAGAAAGUGUUUGACGGUCCCUACAAGGAGUACAGCGAGGUAGCUCAGAAGUGGGUUCGGUACUCGGACCAAGUGCCCAGUCCUCGUCCUGGAGCAUGCAUCACCAACUCCCUGGAGCUGCCUGACAACACGCUCAACUUUGCAAAGAAGCACCCCUUGAUGGAUAAGGUGGUCCCUCCCCAAGGCAACCGGCCUUUGCUGGUCAAGAAGGAGGCCAACUUCACCCAGCUGGUGGUGGAACGGGUUCAUGGCUUGGAUGGCAAACCGUAUGAAUUGCUCUACAUUGGCACAGAUAAUGGCUGGCUGCACAAGGCCGUGGUCUUGCCAUCGGGUGUCCACCUGAUCGAAGAGCUGCAGAUCUUUGAGCAUGCCCAGCCUGUCAAGAGCCUAGUGUUGUCCCUGCAGAAGAGGGUGCUGUUUGUUGGCUCCAACUCCCAAGUUAUCCAGCUUCCUGUGGCCGACUGCAGCAAGUAUCACAGCUGUUCUGACUGCAUCCUCGCUAAGGACCCUUACUGUGCCUGGACGUGGAAUGGGAGUCGCUGUGUUCGCAUAGAUGCCUAUGAUGGGACCUCGCUGCUGUUCCAGGAUUUGGGAGUGGAGUCUGGGAUUUGCACCCCCCUGCGCACGUCAAAAUCAGGAACCAAAGUAAUUCCCAAGAACAUCACGGUGAUGGUGGGCACAGACCUGGUCCUGCCUUGCCGCCCAACCUCCAACCUGGCCCAGGCUCGCUGGACCUUCAAUGGGCAGGAGUUGCCUGAGGAGCGGGACUCGGUCCUGUACGAUGCCCACCUCAAGGCGCUGAUCAUCUUGGGCACCAGCCUGAAGCACAGCGGGCUGUACAGGUGUGUCCAGCUGGAGGAACGCAAUGAGCUGGUGUCCGAGAGCUACGUGGUGACCGUGGUCUCUGGCCCGGCCAUGUCUCUGGAAGCACGAGCCCCUCUGGAGAACCUGGGCCUGGUGUGGAUGGUUGUGAUCGCUCUGGCCGCCGUGUGCUUGGUGCUUCUGUUGGUGGUGCUGUCCCUGCGGCGCAGGCUCAAGGAAGAGCUGGAGAAGGGCUCCAAGGUCAUCGAGAGCACCUUGGUCUACCCCAUUGAGCUGCCGAAGGAGGCGAAGAGCCCCACCUUCAUUCCCAGCACCACCUCGGACUCGGACGAGAAGCUUUGGGACCCAGCCAGCUACUACUACUCUGACGGGUCCCUGAAGAUCGUCCCCGGCCAUGCCGUGUGCCAGAACGGAGGCACCACACCCUCUCCCACCACCAACGGCAUCCCCGGGCAGCCCCUGCAGUCUCCCCCGCUCCACUCGCCCAACCGCAUCAACCUGGGCAACAUCCGCGGCUCUUCCUCCAACGGCUACAUCCGCCUCAACCUGGGCGCUGAGGAGCGGCCAGACUACAGCGACCUGGCUGAGGAGCUGCGCCGGAAGCUCAAGCAGAGGCAAGCGCUGCCUGACUCAAACCCCGAGGAGUCGUCCGUAUGAGCAGCGCUGUGGACUGGGCCUGUGUAUUAUUACUCAACUACCUCAUAAACUAGGCUGGGAUCACUGCCCCUGGCUGGUUCUACUUCUUUUUUUAAGAAAAGAAAAUCCUAUUUAAAUACUUCCUUCAGACACUUCGGCCCCCAGUUUUUAUACACUGCCAAGUCCCCAUUACGGGCUGCUCCUGCCUCAUUCAGUGUUUUUAGCCGUGCUUCCUUCUGAGAAAUCCCCAGGACUUUGUGGGAGGUGUGUUCAACUCUUCCUUUGCCUUGAAUGGUGAGCCUGAACUUCACUGGAGACUUAACCAUUGGACUGGCAGACCCAGUAAUUCAGGCCUGCCCACCCCCACCCCAAAACGGCUCUGUGGCUGAUGACAGAGUGGACAGCAAAAGGCAGGGCAGAGUCUCGUUCCCAGUACACAGCUGCUGUUGGGUCCAUGCUGUUCUGUUUGCCACUUCCCUCUGCUGUGCUGACUAGGAAACUACCGGCCAAAUGCAAUAGUUGGGCCAGGGCAGCUGAGAGUCUGUGCCCAUGCCUCUGAAGGAAACACUGAGGAUUAACAUGAAGAUGCAUAAAUCACCCCCCCCCCAGGGAGUAAUGCCGCAAAGGGGGCCUGCAUGUGUGGGGCUGGGCCUCUUCAAGCUUAGAUGGUGAGAGCGAAAAGGGGUUGGGAAGGUGGCGCAGGGAAGAAUUGAGUUCCGGGGAAGACUUGCAAUAACUGAGCUGGAGACUGCUUUGCCUGGAAAAGACCCACCUUUUGUCAAGGGUGGCACCACCAGGGAAGGUGCGCAAAAUCUGGGUCUGCCCAAGGGAUUGUGGUCAGGUCAAGGCAGAAAGUUUUGAGUGGCAAUCUCCCAUCCUGCUAAAGCCUUUCAGGCUUAUGUUCAAUUCAGCGGGGCUUGUGCAGGAGAUCUCCCCAGUAAAUCACACUCUUCCCAGUCUGAUUGGCGCCCUCCCCAUGGCACCUCCAGAUCUGCCACCUGUGGUGACCACCUUUACUUACCCCGUGGUAAGACUUGCUUCUGGGGGGAGAGAGAACCCCUGUGUGUGUGCGUGUGUGUGUGUGAGAGAGAGGGGGGGGCUCUUCCUUCAAAGCAAUUGACUGCUGUGACUAAACUGAGCUUCCUCCCUUCUUUUUGGGGGAAUGAGGAGCAUGCAGUGUAGAUACCCCCACCCCCCUGGCUGUAUCCCUGCCUGGUAACCAAGCCCUCAACACAGCCAGACCCUUCCCCUAAUCCUGCAUGCCUCACACCACUGCCAGCAGCUGACUCCACCCCCUCCUCUCUUUUUACCCUUUUUUAAUCCAAGAAAAAACCCAUGUAAAUAAUAAGAGGGGCCUCUUGAUAACAAGGGUCUCUUGCUCGCCCUGCCCACCUCCCCCAGGCAAUUCGUGUAAUUUAUUUGUUACUGAAAUAUAUUUAUUUGAUGUAAAUAUCUGGAUAUUUUUAUAUUAAUAAUAAAAUGGAGAAUAAGAAUAA
This is a messenger RNA of Podarcis muralis (Common wall lizard), 4159 nucleotides long. It is a transcript of the gene SEMA4C, whose product is annotated as semaphorin 4C. Gene Ontology annotation, molecular function: semaphorin receptor binding; chemorepellent activity. The record is from RefSeq and is a predicted model, not a curated record. NCBI's taxonomy places the organism in Eukaryota, Metazoa, Chordata, Lepidosauria, Squamata, Lacertidae. Gene Ontology annotation, cellular component: plasma membrane; synaptic vesicle membrane. Gene Ontology annotation, biological process: negative chemotaxis; neural crest cell migration; axon guidance.